CCAAAUUUAUUAUCUGUCUGCAAAUCAACCUACUACCUUUUUAGGUACAAUCAAACACAGAUGACUUCAUCAUUUUGAACACAACAGAUCACAUCUCACUUGUCAGUGGCUAUAACUCAGUGGAGCGCUGUGAGGAUUCUUGUGUUAGCUGGUGUUGAAGGAAAAGAAAAAAAAUGGAGUCUGUAAAGCUGUUUUGGCUGUUUGGCCUAUUGAUUAUAGGAUCAGCAGGAGAGUGUAUGGGAGUGAUGGGCGGUCAUGGUCCAUGGAGAUGCAGCUUUCCGGCUAUUUUCAACUUUGGUGACUCCAAUUCAGACACUGGAGGACGGUCUGCAGCCAUCAGUGAGGUCUUUCUGCCCAAUGGCGAAACCUUCUUCGGCAAGGCUUCAGGAAGGUUUUGUGAUGGUCGCCUAAUAUUAGACUUCAUAAGUGAGACACUGGGCUUACCAUAUUUGAAUGCAUAUUUGGAUUCCAUGGGGACGAAUUUCUGGCAUGGAGCAAAUUUUGCGACUGGGGGUUCAUCCAUUAGGCCAGGGGGGUAUAGCCCAUUCCACCUUGAGAUCCAACUCGCUCAGUUCAAACGAUUUAAAUCUCAAACUACAGCUCUGUAUCAGCAGCUGAACCAUAACUGCACUACACCACCUUUCAAAAGCAAAGUCCCAAGGCCCAGGGACUUCUCAAAGGCACUAUACACCAUUGACAUAGGGCAGAAUGAUCUUGCUUAUGGUUUUCAGCACACAAAUGAGGAAAAAGUGCUUGCUUCCAUUCCUGAUAUCCUCAAUGUGUUGUCUGGAGUAGUACAUCAACUAUAUGAGGAAGGUGCAAGAACAUUUUGGAUACAUAACACAGGCCCAAUCGGUUGCUUGCCAUACAGUGUUAUAUAUUACCAACAAAAACCCCGAAAUCUGGACCGUUACGGCUGCGUGAAGCCUCAUAAUAAGGUGGCCCAAGAAUUCAACAAGCAGCUUAAGGACAUGGUCAUCAAGCUAAGGGCACAGCUUCCUCAUGCAGCAUUCACAUAUGUGGAUGUGUAUUCGGUUAAAUACUCACUGGUUAGCCAAGCAAAAGAUCUAGGUUUUGUUGAUCUGAUGAACUUCUGUUGUGGUAGUUACUACGGUUACCAUGCGGAAUGUGGGCAGAAAGCAGUGGUGAAUGGAACAGUCUAUGGUAUUCCAUGCGAACAUCCAUCCAGGCACAUUAGCUGGGACGGCACACACUACUCAGAGGCGGCCAACGAAUGGGUUGCAAAAGCCAUUCUCAAUGGCUCCUUCUCCGACCCACCAAUUCCAGUAUCAGAGGCUUGCCAUCAGUAGCAGCAGGCCUAGUCACGGUGUAACAAGCCAACCACUGGCGUACUGGUCAUAAAAAAUAUUGGCGGAUUGUAGUACAAUUCAAUGAAUUUUCAAGGAACGUGUUCUUCCAUUUAGAUGGAAUU
Vitis riparia (riverbank grape) is the source of this 1432-nucleotide messenger RNA. RefSeq names its product GDSL esterase/lipase At3g27950-like. NCBI's taxonomy places the organism in Eukaryota, Viridiplantae, Streptophyta, Magnoliopsida, Vitales, Vitaceae. The coding region runs from base 174 to 1310 and encodes 378 amino acids. Gene Ontology annotation, molecular function: hydrolase activity, acting on ester bonds. The transcript is spliced from 5 exons. The record is from RefSeq and is a predicted model, not a curated record.